Molecule: messenger RNA, 711 nt
Organism: Phytophthora nicotianae INRA-310
Lineage: Eukaryota; Oomycota; Peronosporomycetes; Peronosporales; Peronosporaceae
Exons: 2
Coding region: 1-711 (236 amino acids)
Source: RefSeq, a predicted model, not a curated record
AUGCAGUUCUUUGCCCUGCUCGUCGUAGCCUUCAUCCUGCUCAAUUCCAACGUAGUAGCCUAUACCAAGUCCGGUGAGGAGACUAAGACCAUCGAUCUCCACUACGCUGACGCUAUCGCUGAAGGUGGCUAUCUCGUUCUGUAUAUGGUGGAGAGACGCCUACCUCACAAGAUAACCUUCGUGGUGCAAUUGAGAAGCGCUUUCCGAAAGUCAAUUUCACUGUCGUUGUCGACUACAGCAAGUAAGUACCAGAGUGUGCACAUCGACACCCGCUACGUCGAAAAGUACAACUGGGACUGGGUGACUCAGCUUGCAAGCAGAAUGUCAGCUUCAACCGCGGCACGAAUGUUGCUCGUGACCUCGUCUCGGGAGAGAAAAAAGCUAUUGGCAUUGGCUCCAGUCUGGGGUCAGCGCAUGGGCAUAUUGUCGAAGGCCAGACACCCUGCCGCGGCGAAGCUGUUCAUGAACUGGAUCAUUUCGGAGGAGGCGCAGACGUCGUUGGUGACCAACAGCGUGCGCACUGACAUCAACACCAACAACCCCUGGGACACCCCGGAGGCGAACAUGGUGAAUUUCUCCGCGUUUAUGGAAGAUCGCGCCACAGUGGAGCAGUGGAAGCAAACGUGCGCAUUGUACUUGGGCGAGGUGCAGGGCAAACCAUCGCCGGUUGGCUUGGUCUUCAUCCCGGUCAGUGACUCAGUGGGAAAGUGA